Messenger RNA from Thamnophis sirtalis, 1788 nucleotides. NCBI's taxonomy places the organism in Eukaryota, Metazoa, Chordata, Lepidosauria, Squamata, Natricidae. The record is from RefSeq and is a predicted model, not a curated record.
AUGACCAUGAUCCUCUUCCUCUUGCUUUUAUCUCAUAUGAUUUGGAUAUGUUACAUGGGAAAAUGCAUUAUUGGUGAUCCUCUCCCUAUUUCUCACAACUAUUUCCAACCUGGUGAUUUCAUCAUUGGUGCCAUUAGUUCUCUUAUGUUAAUGCCUACAGAACUAGAAAGCUUCUUGGAAGAUCCCCAUCUUUCAUUUAAUGGUGAAGUCUUAGUCCAAACUAAGUUUUAUCAGCAUAUUUUAGCUUUAAUAUUUGCUGUAAAAGAGAUCAAUGAAAACCCUCAGAUCUUGUCCAAUAUAACUUUGGGCAUCAAUAUUUUUGACAAUUAUGGUAGAAAAUGGAUUUUUCAUGCCACAAUGGAACUUUUUUCUUCUCUGAAAAGAAUGAUCCCAAAUUAUAAGUGUGGGAUUAAGAACAACUUGGUCUCAGUCAUUGGGGCUCUUUAUUCUGAAAUUUCCAUUGAUAUGGCAGAUAUUUUGAGGAUCUACAAACUUCCACAGCUCCACCAGUUUCUGAAAGAGAUCUCUUUUAAUAACAGUGCUGGGGAUAGAAUUAAGUUUGAUGACAGGAGGGAAUUGAUAGUUGGAUUUGAUAUUAUAAACUGGGUCACAUUCCCAAAUCAAUCCUUCAAUAGAGUGAAAGUGGGGAAGAUGGAUCCCCGGGUUCAAGAGAAAAAUAUGGCUAUUCAUGAUGAAGCCAUCACCUGGCACAGUUCUUUCAACCAAACCUUACCUGUUUCAGUUUGCACUGAGAGCUGCCUUCCUGGUUAUUUCAAGAAAAAGCAGGAAGGGAAGCCAUUUUGCUGCUAUAACUGUUUUCCAUGUCCUGAAGAAAAAAUUUCAAGCCAGAAGGACAUGUAUAUUUGUUCUAAAUGUCCAGAAGACCAAUAUGCAAGCAAGCACAAAGAUUCAUGUCUUCCCAAGAAAAUAUCUUUCUUGUCCUAUGAAGAACCAAUAGGAAUAAGUCUGGUCAUUCUGGCACUUUUUCUUUCUUUGUGCACACUUGCAGUGCUGGCUACAUUUUUGAAAUAUCACCAUACUCCCAUCGUCAAGGCCAAUAACAGAAAUCUCAGCUAUGUUCUGCUAAUAUCCCUCCUCCUCUGCUUCCUUUGCUCACUGCAGUUUCUCUUUGCACCUGGAAAUAUUAUAUGUCACCUCCGACAAAUUAGCUUUGGCAUCAUCUUCUCAGUGGCUGUGUCUUCUGUGCUGGCAAAAACCAUCACUGUAGUUCUGGCUUUCAUGGCCACCAAGCCAGGAUCCAGGAUGAGAAAAUGGGUGGGAAGAGGACUGGCCACCUACAUUGUUCUUACUUGUUCCCUGAUUCAAACAAGCAUCUGUACAGUAUGGCUGUUCACAUUUCCCCCUUUCCCUGAUAUUGACACCCAUUCAGAAAUUGAGGAAAUCAUACUGUUUUGCAAUGAAGGCUCAGAUAUUAUAUUCUACUGUGUCUUGGGCUACAUGGGCUUACUGGCAGUGGCGAGUUUUACUGUAGCUUUUUUCUCUAGGAAUCUUCCCAGUAGUUUCAAUGAGGCCAAAUGUCUUACAUUCAGCAUGUUGAUCUUCUGUAGUGUGUGGCUCUCCUUUGUUCCUUCCUACCUGAGCACCAAAGGCAAAUACAUGGUGGCUGUGGAGGUUUUUUCUAUUUUGACCUCUAGUGUUGGAUUGCUGGGUUGUAUAUAUUUCCCAAAAUGUUAUAUAAUAAUUGUCAGGCCAGACCUAAACAACAGGGAACAACUCAUUAAGAGAAAAAAUAAUGAUAGAAAUAACACACAAAACUCAACUUUUUAA